Messenger RNA from Hyla sarda, 4246 nucleotides. It is a transcript of the gene CTPS2, whose product is annotated as CTP synthase 2. Gene Ontology annotation, cellular component: cytoplasm; cytoophidium. Lineage: Eukaryota; Metazoa; Chordata; Amphibia; Anura; Hylidae. Gene Ontology annotation, molecular function: identical protein binding; CTP synthase activity. Gene Ontology annotation, biological process: CTP biosynthetic process; pyrimidine nucleobase biosynthetic process. Bases 140 to 2065 code for a protein of 641 amino acids. The record is from RefSeq and is a predicted model, not a curated record. The transcript is spliced from 21 exons.
CCAGUAUGAUAAUUACUUAUCCUGUCAAUCCAACGUGUUGUUCCUGAGUCCUGGGCCCCUUAGUCCGCAGUAGUCCGUCAUGGGACUGGUCAGAUGAGGGCCCCGGAGCCUGCGGUACAGUGUGGAGAUUAACUGAGUAAUGAUCUGGAGAAACGCUGUGCAAUAUAUUGCAUGUGGAAGAAGGAAUCUCUUUCAGCUCCUGAGUACUGUACGUAGAGAACCAAUGAAGUACAUACUGGUGACUGGUGGUGUCAUCUCUGGCAUCGGAAAAGGAAUUAUCGCCAGCAGCAUUGGUACCAUCCUGAAGUCUUGUGGGCUUCAAGUGACCGCCAUUAAAAUUGACCCGUACAUCAAUAUUGAUGCCGGGACGUUUUCGCCUUAUGAGCAUGGUGAAGUCUUUGUGCUGGAUGAUGGAGGGGAGGUGGACUUGGAUUUGGGAAAUUAUGAGAGAUUCUUGGACAUUAGUCUGUAUAAGGACAACAAUAUUACUACUGGAAAGAUCUAUCAGCAUGUGAUUAACAAGGAGCGGCAAGGAGACUACCUGGGGAAAACUGUGCAAGUGGUCCCACAUAUUACUGAUGCCAUUCAGGAAUGGGUAAUGAAUCAGGCCACUGUUCCAGUGGAUAUGGACCAUCAGGAGCCACAGAUCUGUGUCAUUGAGCUCGGUGGAACCAUUGGAGACAUUGAGGGAAUGGCUUUCAUAGAAGCUUUUAGGCAGUUCCAGUUCAAGGCCAAGAGGGAGAACUUCUGCAACAUACAUGUCAGCCUUGUACCUCAGCCGACAGCUACUGGGGAACAAAAGACAAAACCAACACAGAACAGCGUCCGAGCACUCCGGGGCCUGGGCUUAUCUCCAGAUUUGAUUGUGUGUAGGAGUACCAAACCCAUAGAAAUGGCUGUAAAACAGAAGAUUUCAAUGUUUUGUCAUGUGGAACCAGAACAGGUCAUAUUCAUCCAUGAUGUGUCCUCAACAUAUCGUGUACCCAUUUUAUUAGAGGAACAAGGAAUUAUCACAUAUUUUAAACACAGACUGAACCUUCCUGUGGAUGAUAAACCUACUGUGCAGCUUCUGAAAUGGAAGAGAAUGGCUGACAGGUAUGAACGACUGCGGCAGACCUGCUCAAUAGCUCUGGUCGGAAAAUAUACCAAACUGAGUGAUUGUUACACCUCUGUCUUCAAGGCUCUAGAACACUCUGCUCUGGCCAUCAAUCAUAAGCUGAAUUUAAUGUAUAUAGAUUCUGCGGAACUAGAACCUUUAACCAAAAAAGAAGAUCCUGUAAAAUACCAUAAGGCUUGGGAAAAGCUGUGCAAAGCUCAAUAUAUAUUUUCCUGUAGAAGCGCCUGUGGCUCUGCCAUGUGCAUGAACGUAAAGGUUCUAAUGCUGCAUGAUAUGCAAGUAGUAGUUUCUUCUAAUGCACCUGUGGGUAUAAUAGUUCCUGGCGGAUUUGGAUCACGAGGAACCGAAGGAAAGCUUCAAGCAAUUACCUGGGCAAGAGAAAGAAAGAUUCCCUUCCUAGGGGUAUGCUUGGGGAUGCAGAUGGCUGUGGUGGAAUUUGCAAGAAAUUGUUUAAACUGGAAAGAUGCAAACUCUACAGAAUUUGACCCAAACACAAAGAAUCCAGUGGUGAUUGAUAUGCCUGAACACAACCCAGGAGUCAUGGGAGGAACAAUGCGCCUAGGGAAGAGGAAGACAGUAUUUACAACAAAUGACUCCACCCUAAAAAAGCUUUAUGAGAAUGUGGAUUUUGUAGAAGAGCGGCACCGGCAUCGCUAUGAGGUAAAUCCAGAACUCAUUCCACAUUUUGAAGAAAAAGGUUUGACGUUUGUUGGCCAUGACACCGAGGGACAGAGAAUGGAGAUCAUUGAACUUCAGGAUCAUCCAUACUUUGUUGGUGUACAGUUUCAUCCAGAGUUCUCAUCCAGACCUAUGAAGCCUUCUCCUCCUUAUCUUGGGCUAAUGUUGGCUGCCUCUGGAAAACUAUCUACAUACAUACAGAAUGGCUGUAAAUUGACUCCCAGGGAUAGUUACAGUGACGUCAGCGAAGAAAGCUCCUCAGAUAAUUGACUGUAUUCACUAAAUCGAGAGGCUUAACUAUCAGACUAAAAGCUCUCGAGAGACGUAAAAGAAACAGAAUCAUUCACCCGAACUGAACCUCAACCUGCGACCCUCAGCUUCAAGAACACAUCAAGGAAUCAGAAUAAUGAAGAUCCAAGUGUCCUUUUUUCUUUAUUUUGUGAAAUUGUUUAAGGCAAAUCCAGUGUUCUUUUUAGGGUAGGUUCACACGGUCGUAACUCUUCACUUUACCCUAAAAGUUCGCAAUAGUGGAAGAUUUGCAAUUACGGACGGAUCUGUUGAAGUGAAUGGUAGCGUUACCCACUGUGAGUUACAAACGUGUGAACAUACCCUUAGGCUUGGUUAGCAUGCUGCAAUUUUUAUAGCAUUUUAAAGGUCAGGACAAAAACACAACAACAAUUGAGUAUAACUCAAUAUAAACAAUUGUUAGUACUUAUUCACUCAUAACAAGUUGCACUUUUUAAGAAAGGUCUAUGUUUUAUUGUCCAUAUGUAGCAAAGCUCAGCACGUGUCAGAAAGGUCCUCAUUGUUAGGGCUGCCAUGUUUAUAAAGAGCCACCAUGUCAGAUCAUACUUGAGGGGGUAGGGUAGAGAUUUCAAGUUGUGCCUGGAAUAGUUCUCUAGAUAUGUUUUUCAGAUAUACACUGCUCCAAAAAAAUAAAGGGAACACUAAGAUAACACAUCCUAGAUCUGAAUGAAUGAACUAAUCGUAUGAAAUACUUUCGUCUUUACAUAGUUGAAUGUGCUGACAACAAAAUCACAUAAAAAUGAUACAUUGAAAUCAAAUUUAUCAACCCAUGGAGGUCUGGAUAUGGAGUCACACUCAAAAUCAAAGUAGAAAACCACACUACAGGCUGAUCCAACUUUGAUGUAAUGUCCUUAAAACAAGUCAAAAUGAGGCUCAGUAGUGUGUGUGGCCUCCACGUGCCCAUAUGACCUCCCUACAAUGCCUGGGCAUGCUCCUGAUGAGGAGGCGGAUGGUCUCCUGAGGGAUGUCCUCCCAGACCUGGACUAAAGCAUCCUCCAACUCCUGAGACAAAUUGUCCCAGAUGUGCUCAAUCGGAUUCAGGUCUGGGGAACGGACGGGCCAGUCCAUAGCAUCAAUGGCUUCCUUUUGCACGAACUGCUGACACACUCCAGCCACAUGAGGUCUAGCAUUGUCUUGCAUUAAGUGGAGCCCAGGGCCAACCGCACCAGCAUAUGGUCUCACAAAGGGGUCUGAGGAUCUCAUCUCGUUAUGUAAUGGCAGUCAGGCUACCUCUGGCAAGCGCAUGUAGGGCUGUGCGGCCUCCCAAAGAAAUGCCACCCCACACCAUUACUGAACCACCGCCAAACCGGUCAUGCUGGAGGAUGUUGCAGGCAGUAGAACGUUCUCCACGGCAUCUCCAGACUCACGUCUGUCACAUGUGCUCAGUGUGAACCUGCUUAGUUUCAUCUGUGAAGAACACAGGGUGCCAAUGGUGAAUUAACCAAUCUUGGUUUUCUCUGGCAAAUGCCAAACAUCCUGCUAGGUUUUGGACUGUAAGCACAACCCCCACCUGUGGACAUUGGGCCCUCAUGACCAUUUGAGUGGACACAUGCACAUUUGUGGUCUGCUGGAGGUCAUUUUGCAGGGCUCUGGCAGUGCUCCUCCUUGCACAAAGGCGGAGGUAGCAGUCCUGCUGCUGGGUUGUUUCUCUCCUACGGCCUCCUCCACAUCUCCUGAUGUACUGGCCUCUCUCCUGGUAGCGCCUCUAACACCACUAAGUGUUCCCAUAAUUUUUUUGAGCAGUGUAUAAAGAAUACAUAGAAAACUCACCAUUAAAGGGGUGCACCUUUGGAUAGGGGAUAGGAUGUCUAGUACCCGUUUAAAUAGAAGUCUUUGACUCUUCCUCUCCUUUUUCAGUGAUUUCUUAGUUCUAUCUAUUUCUGGAUGGCAGGCCAGUAUGCCUGUCAUUCCUGCUUUAUCACUGAACCUUUGUGGCGCAUAACUAAGCACAUAAGCUGUUCCGGAGUCUUGGAAGCCAGGCGACAACCCCUGUAGGAGCCGUAAUGACAGUCGUUCUAGUUGUCACCCAGCAUUCCCACAAACUGAUAUAUUUGAAGAGUCACUGCAUAGAUGUUUAAACAUCUUGGCAGCAGAGGACACAUCAAUGACUUAUUUACCAAAGAUUUAUAUAUAUAUAUAUAUAUA